AUGGCCACGGCGGCGAAGCAACGGGGUAUUCUUCGUCAAGGAGAGAUCUGCCCACCUACUGCAGCCAUAGAUCAAAGGGAGCUCGAGCUUUUACCGACCUACCACCGCCUGCUACAGCACAGACAGGAGGAUUCCCAAUGUGGCUCGGACGACGGCAUUGCAGUCGACGUGCCGGCUUGGGCAAUGUGUUAUCUUGCUUGUAGUGCAGCAGAAAUGUGCAGAAGCGCCGUAGAGUUCAACGCGGAUGAAGUGCACGAUCUGGUUCAGUCCGCUGUCACGGGCUCCUUCGACUCCACUUUUGACUUCCCAGACGAGGAGCUCGAAACAAUGCCUGCACCAGCAGCCAGGCAGCCAAAGAAGGCACCAAAGCCGAAGGAAGCUCCAAAGAGACAGCUCAAGGAGACGCGUUGGGGCCGUUGUUUGGCGCCAUGGUGUCGACAGCUGGCGUUGCAGCCUGCAUUGGGAAGCCGAGGCCCGUUUCUGGUCUGCUCCGCCAAGAACGGUUGCCGCUUCAAGAAGGAACUCUCCGCAGCCCAGUGGCGCACACUGCCAUCUGCCUGGCAGAAGUGCUGGCCAGUGUCCUGGGCGGCAGUCAAACCAUGGCUGCGCCCGUUGAGGCCCGUGGCCGACCUUGGUGCCGCACGGCGUGUGCGACCACGGCGCAUCUCAUGGCGGCGGGCCGUGCAGGCUUCCCAGGACAUCGCUGCCUCACAGGAGUUCAUGGAGGCAUCCCUCUCCCAGGCCAGCAGUGCAGGCGCCUGA
Molecule: messenger RNA, 762 nt
Organism: Symbiodinium natans
Lineage: Eukaryota; Dinophyceae; Suessiales; Symbiodiniaceae
Source: the annotation of a GenBank genome assembly